GGCACACACUGGGGCUGUGGCGACCCAGGGCUGAGAGAUUGUUGGCUGGGCAAACAAAAAGAUUAGGCUAGCUCGCCUUUCAGUUGGGGUGUGUUAGGACGGGCAGUGACAAAUAGGCCUAGAACUGCUAUGCAGCAUGAGAGCCUGACAGGACUAGGACUAGGAGGAAGGGACUGUGAGUAACUGAACAGAGGUUGGAGACAAGUCACUCAAGUGUUAGACCUGACACUGCUGGAAUAGCGUGUACAGUUUGAGAACCAUUUUGAUCAUGCAUAAGACAACCUUUCACACCAGUACUGGGGAUGUACUUUUUUUCCCUGAAUGGGUACUUCAUGGACGAAAAGAGACUUACUUGACCUGCAUUGUCUUGGUAAUCUUGGGUGUUUGCUACCAGGCUAUCAAAUUUGCUCGUCAACAGUAUGGGCGCAAAUGCAAGAAUCUUGAGUGCAAGCGUUACAUUCUCAACAAAGGCCACAUGCUCCAGACUCUGAUGUACCUCCUGCAGUUUGUCUGGGGCUAUGUCAUCAUGCUCUCAGUGAUGACCUUCAAUGUCUGGAUACUGGUUGCUGUUCUGGUUGGCUUUGGCAUUGGUUACUUCUUCUUUGGCUGGGGCGAGUAUGAGGAGCCGUCUGCGGCAAUGCGCGUGUACAGAGUUCCUGUGACGAAAUCUUAUAUUGCUAACUCUUGCAGCGACAGGGUGACCGCCUCAAGUAGCAUGACACAAGAGCUCUUGCCGCUGAGUGAGUCCACUGAUGAAACGAUCUUCAGAGAGAGUCGCUCGGAUAGUGUUCUCUGCUCGUGUGAUAACAGUAACAUUUGACUUUUGGUUGGCUGGUUUAGUGAAUCUCUGACGAAGCAAGUAUUAUUUAUUUUUUCCAAGGCAAUAGACUUAUUUUGAUUGAAAGUGUGUAUUACAAUUUCUGCAUUCUGCUUGAUGCUUAUUUUUCCUUUAUUUUUGGAUCGGAGUUGAUAAGUAAAGCAGGGUUGUAAUAUAUUUGUUCAUCCUCAUCUGAUGGUCGUGUGUAUCUCAUAUUGUUAAUGUUGAUCAUUCUUCGUUGAAGUUAGAGACUCCUGUAUACUGAGAACUGGAUCUAAAGAUUAUCAAUGUUGUUAGAAUCUGUUCAAUAUAGUGUAAAGCGCAUAGAGCCUGCUGCUGAGCGGGGAUAUGCGCUAUACAAAUGCUAUCUAUUAUUAUUAUUAUUAUUAUUAGAGUCUGUUUUCUUUGAAAUGAAGUGGAGAAUGGAGGACGAGAAAAAGUUUGAGCUUAUAGUUUAAACACAUACAAAGUCACAUUAUUGUUAUUUUUGUUAUUAUUUUGUAUUGUGAGAAAUUGGAUAGCUUUUUUUUACACAGAGAUGUAUUAAAAUAUAAACCUUUUUAGUUCAUUGUACUAUGGUAAAUACCUAAUGAAGUCCUGUUUUUAGAACUUUGUCAGUGUUGCAAACGUAAUAUCCGUGUGAUAAAGCUCCUCCUUCUGCAGAACCAGUAGGACCAUGAUCCCUAUUUGGUGACCCAGCUGCAUCAUUGUUACAAGGUGUUUGGAGUGGGUGGUUGGUGGGUAAUCUGGUGUGGUUUGCUCCUUCUUUCCUAUAAAAAUCUAUCGUCUCUAUCUCCCCUCCUUCUUUUUUUGUGUUUGUUACUUCCUUGUAACACCUCUAAUCUUUGGCACUUAUAUGACCUCAUUGUGUUGCAAGUGCCGUAAAACUCUUAUUAAAACUAAAAAAAGGUGUUUGGAUACUGUGCCGACUUUGAUCAGGGUGCUGUAAUUUCUUGUGUCCAAUUUCCCUGUACUGCUAGUCGUAGGUUCUUGAGAUUUCUCAUCUGACCAUUCUGAAAGUGUGAUUAUACUAUAGUAUCACAGUCUUCAGUUAUUUUUUAAGCAUCAUUAAUGUAUAAGCACCAAAGAUUGUUUUUCAAAUCUUACUUAUGAGAAUGGUUUCCUGUCACAAUCCUUCUUCAUACUUUCUUUCACUUUAAUCACAGUUGUGCUGAACACACCCGCACACACACACACACACACACACACACACACAC
Molecule: messenger RNA, 2034 nt
Organism: Aplysia californica (California sea hare)
Lineage: Eukaryota; Metazoa; Mollusca; Gastropoda; Aplysiida; Aplysiidae
Product: probable low affinity copper uptake protein 2
Exons: 5
Coding region: 269-820 (183 amino acids)
Biological process (GO): copper ion transmembrane transport
Cellular component (GO): membrane
Molecular function (GO): copper ion transmembrane transporter activity
Source: RefSeq, a predicted model, not a curated record